Penicillium chermesinum is the source of this 228-nucleotide messenger RNA. RefSeq lists its product as uncharacterized. The coding region runs from base 1 to 228 and encodes 75 amino acids. Lineage: Eukaryota; Fungi; Ascomycota; Eurotiomycetes; Eurotiales; Aspergillaceae. The transcript has a single exon. The record is from RefSeq and is a predicted model, not a curated record.
AUGCUCGUACGGCUUCUCCGGAGAACAUUUCGUUUUGAUUCGGGGGACAUUCCAGCGCGACCGGAGAGAUCACCCCCAAUUCUUGCUUCUUUAGACCGGCGAGCUGGGGUAUGGAAUUUGAUCUACGUCCUCCUACUCUUCGCGCGCUGCAACUUUAAUCCAGGCUGCUGCGAACGGUACGAUCCUUGGAAUGAGAGCAUAGUACCUCUCCAGAGUACCAUGGGAUAA